Messenger RNA from Coccinella septempunctata (seven-spotted ladybird), 858 nucleotides. RefSeq lists its product as uncharacterized. Gene Ontology annotation, cellular component: nucleus. Lineage: Eukaryota; Metazoa; Arthropoda; Insecta; Coleoptera; Coccinellidae. The record is from RefSeq and is a predicted model, not a curated record. The coding region runs from base 255 to 806 and encodes 183 amino acids. The transcript is spliced from 3 exons.
GAGGAAAUACCUAACCUAACUUUGCUUAACCUUGAAAUCAAAUCUAACAUUUGAUUGAAAUUGGCUUUCGACGUGAUCUUUCUAUUAAUUAAUAAUAUUACUUUAUUAGGUCUAUGAUUAAUUAGAGACAAAGGUUAACCUUUUUUUCUCUUACCGCGAUUUGCAAAGAUAUUGCACAAUAUCUUUGAUUAAAGAGGCUUAGAGAAACUCUUGUUUGUAGAGACAAUGAAAAGUAUUGAAGUGACAAUAAAGUCAUGACCUCGGAAGGUGGUAUUAAAAAAUAUGCAUCAUUCCUAAAUGAAUGCUCACAGGAAAUGAGGAAUGUAUUCCUGAAAAUUGGUUUAGGUAUUAUGCAAUCUACGCAGGAAAGGUGGAAAGUUUUGAAUAAAGUAUCGCAAGAAUUCAAUAUUGAAAAAUCCAAGCUCGUCGAAAUAAUAUCAGCAUAUGUUGAAAUCGUGAAGUUAUUCCUCAUAACAAGCGAUAAGGAAUUUAAUGGAUUAAUGGGGCAGUUUGGGUUUAGCCCAGUAUUCAUCAACCAAUUGCCAUUAAUUCCUAAUAGGAAAGAAGUAGAAAGUACUAUAGGGAAAACACAUAAUAUAAAAAGAGGAAAUUUGAAAAGCUUGAAAUGGAGAAUUGACUUGAGUCUAUCAAAUGAGUUUGUAAAUAAGAAUGCUAAAUCUAUCAUUAUACAAGUGAACCUAAGCAAUGGAGAGAAGACCACUAUUAAAGUUGAUAUCAAAAUGUUUCAUAGGCUAAGGUAUAAUAUUUCAUUGAUAUUAAGAGAGUUGGCUUUUCUGAAGGAUUAAGAUAUAUUAAGAUAUUAUGUAUUUUUAACAAAAUAAAGGAAUUAUUUUUUGA